CGCGCAUCAUUCUUCAGAAUAAAGGAUACGUCAGAAUUGUGCAGUCGAGACAACUUCUGUGUCCGUUUCAAAUGUAUUACUACUGAUUAAGUCUGAGGCCGGUAACAUCAACAGUGAGGACAAACCCAGCCUGCCUCUCUCCUUCCACACUGUGUCCAAACCUACAGUCACUGGGUCCUGAUUGUGACAGUAGAGCCCAGUUUGCACUGCAGGAUUCAGAGAUGGCAUCAGUGAAACUGGAAGACUGCAGUCAAACACUGGAGCUGAAUGUCAACAUUAAAGAUGAAGAAGAGGAGGAGAAGAUUGGGAAGUCUGUUUCUCAUGGUAUGAGGCCGGUAACAUCAACAGUGAGGACAAACCCAACCUGCCUCUCUCCUUCCGCACUGAGUCCAAACCUACAGUCACUGGGUCCUGAUAGUGACAGUGGAGCCCAGUUUUCACUGCAGGAUCCAGAGAUGGCAUCAGUGAAGCUGGAAGACUGCAGUCAAACACUGGAGCUGAACGUCAACAUUAAAGAUGAAGAGGAGGAGGAGAAGAUUGGGAAAUCUGUUUCUCAUGGACCACUAGAAUUAAGUCUGAGGCCGGUAACAUCAACAGUAACGACAAACCCAGCCCUCCUCUCUCCUUCCACACUGAGUCCAAACCCACAGUCACUGGGUCCUGAUUGUGACAGUGGAGCCCAGUUUGCUCUGCAGGAUCCAGAGAUGGCAUCAGUGAAGCUGGAAGACUGCAGUCAAGCACUGGAGCUGAAUGUCAUCAUUAAAGAUGAAGAAGAAGAGGAGGAGAAGAUUGGGACAUCUGUUUCUCAUGGAGACCAUGUUGAGACAUUCUCUACAUCCAGAGAGCAACAGCAGGAAGAUCACAGAGUGAAGAGGUCUCACCACUGCCCACAUUGUGAGAAGAUUUUCCCAUUUCUAUCAAAGCUAAAAAUACACCUAAAAAUACACACUGGAGAGAAUCGGUAUUCCUAUACUGACGGUGGGAAGAAUUUUACAACAUCCAAGGCUCUGACAGUUCAUCAAAGAGUGCACACAAGAGAGAAGACUUACUCCUGCUCUGACUGUGUAAAAUGCUUCACAACAUCAACUUGGCUAAAAGUUCAUCAGAGAACACACACAGGAGAGAAGCCCUACUCCUGCUCUGAUUGUAUAAAAUGCUUCACAACAUCAGCUAAGCUGAAAGUUCACAAGAGAACACACACAGGAGAGAAGCCUUACUUCUGCUCUGCCUGUUCGGCGAGUUUCUCUCAUAUGUGCAACUUAAAACGACAUGAACGUAUACACACAGAGAAGAUUUACUCCUGCUCUAACUGUGCGGCGAGUUUCUCUCUACUGUGCAAAUUAAAACGACAUGAAUGUAUACACACAGGAGAGAAGCCUUACUCCUGCUCGGACUGUGGAAAGAGUUUCUCUCGACUGAGCCACUUAAAAACACAUGAACAAAAACAUACAGGAGAGAAGCCUUACUCCUGCUCUGACUGUGGAAAGAGUUUCUCUCUACUGGCCCACUUAAAAAUUCACCAAUACAUACAUACGGGAGAGAAGCCUUACUCCUGCUCUGACUGUGGAAAGAGUUUCUCUCGACCGGGCCACUUAAAAACACACGAACAAAAACAUACAGGAGAGAAGCCUUUCUCCUGUUCUGACUGUGUAAAAUGCUUCACAACAUCAACUGAGCUAAAGGUUCAUCAAAGAACACACACAGGAGAGAAGCCGUACUCCUGCUCUGACUGUGUAAAAUGCUUCCCAACAUCAACUAGGUUAAAAUUUCAUCAGAGAACACACACAGGAGAGAAGCCUUUCAUCUGCUCUGACUGUGCAGCGAGUUUCUCUUUACUGUGCAACUUAAAGCGACAUGAAAGUAUACACACAGGGGAGAAGCCUUACUCCUGCUCUGACUGUGCAGCGAGUUUCUCUCUACUGUGCAACUUAAAGCGACAUGAACGUAUACACACAGGAGAGAAGCCUUAUCACUGCACUGACUGUGAGAAGAGAUUCUACAGAUUGGGCCAUUUAAAAAGACACCAAUGUGUACAUAAAGGAGAGAAGCCUCAUCAAUUCUCUCAAUCCAGCUGAGAUUGGACUUCAUUCUCAUGUCAUUAAAUAAUUGGCAAGGAUGAAUUGGAUCAAAUGAAGAAAGCGUAGAACACUCUAUUGUAAUCCUAUAGUUUCUCACUGUUAGAGAACUGUGCAGAGGAAAGGGAGAGUAAUAUAAUGUUAGCCUCUCUUUACUUUACUGAUCAGUGUGCACCUUGUCAGUUUUGGUGAGUUUUGUUAGUUUCUACUGUAAAGAUAUUGAGAUUAAUUUAUGGUUGAAUAUCCUCUGUGAGGCGUCUCACACUGGAUUCUGAAGGUUGACUGGGUGGUACUGCUUCCCUCUGCAGUUUUCUGUGGGAAUGAGCUAGUAGACACAACAUACUCUGAGUGUACCAAACAUUAACGACACCUGCUCUUUUCAUGACAUAAACUCACCAGGGGAAUGAUGAUCGCUAUGAUCGUUAAUAAUGUAGUUUUUGUGUAUUUAUUAUGGAUCCCCAUUAGCUUUCAGCAAGAAACAAGAAACUGCAGUUGCAAUGGGCUAAGGAAUGAAAACACUGGAAAGUUGGAAACCUACUGCCUGGUCUGAUGAAUCCCUGUUCCUGCUGUUUCAUGCUGAUGGGAGGACUGGGGUAUGGAGGAAACCACGAGUACAUACAUCCAGUGGUGGAAAAAGUACCUAACUGUCAGACUGCGUAAAAGUAAUGAAACCUUAAUAGAAAAUUACUCAAGUGAAUGUGAUAGUCACCCAAUAAAAUACUGCUUGAGUAAAAGUAUUUGGUUGUAAAUAUACUUAAGUAUCAAAAGUCAAAUUAUGAAUAAUUUCAAAUUCCUGAAAUUAAGCAAACCAGAUGGCACAUUUCUAUUGUUUUUUUUAUAUCACGGAUAGCCAGGUGAAGAUUCCAACACUCAGACAUCAUUUACUAACAAAGCAUUUGUGUUUAGUGAGUCUUCCAGAUCAGAGGCAGUGGGGAGGACCAGGGAUGUUCUCUUGAUAAGUGUGUGAACUGGACCAUUUUCUGUCCUGCUAUAAUCAUAAAAAAUGUAACAAGUACUUUUGGGUGUCAGGGAAAAUGUAUGGAGUAAAAAGUACAUUUUCUUUAGGAAUGUAGUGAAGUAAAAGUUGCCAAAAAUAUAAAUAGUGAAGUACAGGUGCCACCAAAAACUGCUAAAGUAGUUAUUUAAAUAAUUUUCACUUAAGAACUUUACACCACUGCCUGCUUCCAUACAUUCCAUCCACUGUAUGCAUCAGUGUCGUGUGUCAGCAUUACAGGCUGGUGGUGUGAUGGUUGGGGUGUGUUUUCAGGGCACACAUUGGGCCUCUUGAUAAAAGUUGAGCAAUGUUUGAAUGCCACAGGAUAUCUAAAUAAUUACUGCCAAUCAGGUGCCUCCCUUCAUGGCAGCAGUUUAUCCAUCUGCAAAUAGAUUUCUUCAGCAGGAUUAUGCCACAUGGCUUGUCCAGGAUUGGUUCCAAGAACAUGACAGGGAAUUCAGUUUACUGCAGUGGCCUGCCGAGUCACCAGAUCUCAAUCCAAUUGUUCAUCUCUGGGAGGAGAUGGAAAUAGCUGAUGAUGAUCAGUUUUCAGCAUUCAUUUUGGUGGAUUAUUUUAUAUUACUAUAUAACUUUUGGUUUAAUUAUAAACAGGCUAUGAAUCGACUACUUGUAUUUAUUAAAUUGUCUUUUAAUACUAGAUCCAUUAUUUUAGUCAUUGAUGAUGAAUGUGUUUGAAUAACUGUAUUGAAGUUAAUUGAUCUGUCGGCAGGUAGCCUAGCGGUUAAGAGUGUUGGGCCAGUGUUAAGAGAAUUUUGUUCUCAAUGUUCAUAAACUGAACUUCAAUUCAAAUACUCUGUCUGUUACCCAUGAUUUGUAAGGUUCUUAUUGAAACGAAACAGACAGAGGCCAGUCUACAAUAGUCAGCAAAGUUUAUUUACAAUAGCUCUGCCUAUCAUUUCAUGUACAUUGGUUUAUAUACCUCUCAUUUCAUCAUAAAUGUCCCUCCUCCUCUCAGACAAUGACAAUGCUGUUUUACAAGUCUUCUCCUAUGCAUACAAGGCUUAUCAUAUGCUACACAGUCUACUGCAAGCCCAACGGUUUCUCCCCUCCCUUUUUAUUUUAUUUUACCUUUAUUUUACUAGGCAAGUCAGUUAAGAACAAAUUCUUAUUUUCAAUGACGGCCUAGGAACAGUGGGUUAACUGCCUGUUCAGGGGCAGAACGACAGAAUUGUACCUUGUCAGCUCUGGGAUUCGAACUUGCAACCUUUCGGUUACUAGUCCAACGCUCUAACCACUAGACUACCCUGCCGCCCCCUGGGUGGGAAACAGACAUCUUUCCUGCUGUUAGUUUCACAGUGGUCACAAGUUGUCUGUUAACACUUCCUCUUUGCCUACGUACAAACAUUCUUCAUCAGACAGGGUAGAAUUCUGUUCGUUACAGUCCUAUUAUUACUUUUAAAUGUAAACAUCAUUUAGUCAUUAUACGUAAAAUUCCUAACAGCCAGUAACUGAAAGGUUGCUGGUUUGAAUCCCGAGCCGACUAGGUGAAAAAUGUCAUUGUGCCCUUGAGCAAGGCAAUUAACUCUUAUUUGUCCUGUAAGUCGCUCUUAUCCAGAGAUCUGCUAAAUGACACAAAUGUAAUGAAACAUUUGUUUUACAUGAAUUUAUGCUGGGCAACCUCCUCUUCUCUUGUGUAUAAUUAAAAGAAAUAAUCUGUUUGAAGUGAACUAUAGUUUCCAUGCAAUACAGCAUGUCAGAUCACUAAUGAUUAGAUGUACAGGCUGCUACAUUUUUGCUUGUGUCCCUUAAUUUUUCCUUGUGGUAAAAAUUAUGUGGGUAAAACAAAGUGUGAAUUUAAAGUGUGAAUCUCGGAGCGUCGUAGCACCAUCAGGUGCAGGAAAUCCACUUAUCCAGUUGCGGCCCACUUUUUGGAAGCGAACCACUCGAUUUCGUCCCUACGUUAUAUCGACAUCGAACAUGUCACCCUCCCUAUGAGAGGAGGUGACCUCGACAAUUUAUUAAAACGAGAGGCUACCUGGAUCUUUCAUUUAAAGACCGUUGCUCCCUUCGGUCUCAACGUAGACUUUGAUCUGGAAGCCAUUCUUGUGAUUGUUGUGAUGUUGCUAUUCAUUGUAAAUGUUUGUUGGCCUAUGUAGGAAAAUUGUAUCUAUGAUCGUAUGCUCUCAUUCAUGUUUUUGGUAUGUUAUUUUUAUCUGAGAAUUAACCAAUGAUAUCAGGGCACACCCGGUCAUGAUUACAGACAUCUGUGUGUCCUUUAACACUCCAUAAACUAGUGUCCCACAGUGUUUGUCAUUUCACCCUGAUGAAGUCCGCUUGUCUGUCGAAACGUUGGAUAUUAGGUU
Oncorhynchus masou masou (cherry salmon) is the source of this 5393-nucleotide messenger RNA. Its product is annotated as zinc finger protein 883-like. Bases 222 to 2075 code for a protein of 617 amino acids. The record is from RefSeq and is a predicted model, not a curated record. NCBI's taxonomy places the organism in Eukaryota, Metazoa, Chordata, Actinopteri, Salmoniformes, Salmonidae. Gene Ontology annotation, molecular function: DNA-binding transcription factor activity; RNA polymerase II cis-regulatory region sequence-specific DNA binding. The transcript has 5 exons. Gene Ontology annotation, biological process: regulation of transcription by RNA polymerase II.